Molecule: messenger RNA, 516 nt
Organism: Alternaria postmessia
Lineage: Eukaryota; Fungi; Ascomycota; Dothideomycetes; Pleosporales; Pleosporaceae
Exons: 2
Coding region: 1-516 (171 amino acids)
Source: RefSeq, a predicted model, not a curated record
AUGGAGGGCGCACCUCCCUCUCCCGCUCAACAUCAUGGUCCUCCCAGCGUAGUAGGACAAGAGGGAAUGCCUCCACCAGCACAACGACCCCGCGGCCCUAAGCUCAAGUUCACGCCCGAAGACGACCAGUUACUUGUCGAUCUCAAAGAGAAGAAAAACCUCACCUGGAAGCAAAUCGCCGACUUCUUCCCUGGCCGCAGCUCUGGCACACUCCAAGUUCGGUACUGCACGAAGCUCAAAGCAAAGACCACUGUCUGGACGGAUGAUAUGGUGGUAAAGCUUCGCAACGCCAUGCAGGAGUACGAGAACGACCGUUGGCGCAUCAUCUCCUCGAAGGUCGGCAGCGGCUUUUCGCCUACCGCGUGCAAAGACAAGGCCGAGCAACUAGAGGCAGUAGAGAUGGCUGCACAGGAAGAGGAGGAGGAAGAAUCACACCGACAACAUCAACACCAGGGCACCUAUUCCUCGUCGCAAAUGGCCGCUGGCCCAAGCGAUCCAGGCGCAAAUUACCAAUGA